UCUCUGGUAGUGCCUAAUUGAAAUGAAACAACUUUAAAAUUAAGAUCUUACUCUUACUCCUACUUACUUACAUUUAGGCAGCAUUUUCAUUGUUAAUUCGUCAUGAAUCAUUCGGAGAUACAAGAAUUUUUAGGGAUCAGCCGGUGGUACUUCAAGUAUAAUACAAGUUAUUUGUUUUUAAGUUGUUUGUUUGUUUUCUAGACUGGUUCAGAUUUAACAUAACUUUUCAAUUAGUCACGGGAUGGAGCUCCGUUAAGCAGCUGACUAGAGGUCAUGAUCAUGACUUUAUACUGCCGUUAUAACGUUAGUAAAUGGCUUGAAACUUCAGCGUCUAACCUAUCACGCUGACCGAAAGUAUAUCACAUGGCAGUUUUUUCAGUUCUUGGUAAGAAUAUUAAAGUUACAAAUCUACCACCUACACUUGGGCGAAAGGAAGAUGGAGAGAGGAGAAAGAUGGAGAGGACUAUACAAACGGAAACAUGAAACCAAAUAAAACGGAAACUAGCUGGAAAACUUGGUACUCAAGCUUGUUUGUUCAGUCUCGGACUAUGCCCCUUUUGAGCUUGCAUUGACGGAAAACGGGUCCUUGUUGGUUGUCAUUGGCUGCGCCGGGUUCGCUUUGUACACAAUUGCGACAGACAACCGGAUGAAAAUGCGAGAGACGAGGUCGCGUAAAACUGUAAACACCUCAGACAAACUUUGCCAGCCCAUCGCAUGCAAAAUUAAUCGGCUAACGAGACGACAAAAAAAAUGUUGUGUUGAGUCAACUAUGACUUCAGUGUACUGUAGAAAGACUAUGCCGCUGAGGGGUUUGUAACUAGCCCGUGUAAUGAAAUGAUAAUCAGAGAUAGCUUAUAUCAUUUCGCGGUAGCCAUUUGAAGACAUAAAUCAAUCGUCUCAGUUUUUUACUAUCUGACAACACCUGUCACAGGUAGUUGUCGCUCUACAGUCUUGAGCUGACAAAUUCAGUUAUCGGUUAUGAGAACCCAGAAAUGUUCCCUGGGUAAUGGAGGACAGCUGAUCAAACGCCAAGAUAGACUGUUUGCACGCUUUGACUGCCAAUUGUACAAACAAGUCUCCUCACAGGCCCACAAAGAUAAUUUAGACUUCUACAUUCAACAUUUUCCCCUAGGGCCCACUUUAAUUUCUAAAUUGCGGUCGUCUCAUGUAUAAUUUAUCACCGGGCCUAAGAACUGUAGCCUUAUCUUAACUAAUCGACCACAAAAAUUUACUCAAAUGGUUGCGAAAAUUAAAAAAACAGAAACAUUCACUCGGUCACACAAUGGGAAAAGUUAAAGGAAGAAACCGUGGCUUGCGUUUACUGAAUCAGUUGAAAUGUGUUCUCCAUCAAGGUCUAUUUUUCCAUGGUUACCGAUAUAAAGAUACGCUCUGACGAUAUAUAAAUCUUUAGGGCCAUAUUUCACUCGUGGUUUCUUUUCUAUGAAAAUAUUUUCACAACAAAAGCAAGCUGCUGCGCCGCUUUUGUUUCAUUUAUUGUCGCGUGUUGUUACAACUGUUUCGUAGGGUUCCGAAACAAAAGGCGUACCCACUGAAACCCUACACAGUCGAAAGAAAUUACUUCCCAUGUGCUAUUCACGCUUUGAGAUUAGUUUAGAUGUAAUUACAAAUUCUUUCUUCGCGUAAUCUAACGUAAUGAAAUCCUCCAAUAGGAACAAGAAUGCCAAAGACUGACAUUUCCUCUACUCAGACGAUGUCUCUCGAGUUUCAACAGGCCCCCUAUUUCUGCCCGGAUCUGCUUGUCUUGUAAAACAAAUACGAAAGCUUGCACAUGAACGCUAGCAAGACGCAAAAACCCCGGCCGACUGCCGCUAAGGUUAGGUUUCUUGUUAAGAGGGCAGCCUCACGAGUUAGGUGAAUAUUCUAUUCCUGUACUUCACUACCUGUUCUGCAGUAUUAUAAAGUGGCGAUAGGUUUUCAACCAUUAGUUCAAGAUAAUAAAUGACAGCUACUGAUCUGACAUCUCAGGAAAACUGACGCAAUUUGUCGGAAAGAAUAAAUAUUUUGAAUAUACAGUGUUGCAUUUUGGCAGUUUAUUUUAGUUGAUAGCCUAAAGCUUAAUCUACAGGUUCGCGCGUAAGAAAUCGGGAAUGUUUAGAUAAGGGAAGAUAAGCGCUCUGUGAAAACACCAUAUGUCACAAUAUUUGACAGAAACUACUUGUGCCAUUUUUGCUUUCAUAAAAUGAGACAAAUCAAAGCCUUGGUAUAUGGUAAUUUUGCCGGGUGGUCGUGUCUUGUGAGCACACAGCAUGCGAGCCGUGGCUCAGUGUUUCGAAAGAAUGAUAUUUGAAAGGCUGGCUUUGUAAAGAUAAUUUACCGGAGGCGAUUUACGUUAAUGAGGAGCUUCCUACCUGGCGAAGGAAACACAUUUAAGCGAAUAAACACUCGACUUCUCAUCCGGGAUUUCCUAACAAAGGAAACCGCAAUCCACAGAGCGCGAUAAAAGGUUUGUCAAUAUCUGUACAUCGUGGUGGGCCUGAACUUCAGCGUUCUGAAAUGGCAAUUCUUCGGUCAAACAAGGAACAGAAGAUCAAGCUGGCAGAGUUGAAUCCGUUCAUAACGUGUGAACUAUGCAAGGGAUAUUUGAUCAAGCCAACAACCAUUGCCGAGUGUUUACACACAUUCUGCAGGAGUUGCAUUGUGCAGAAUCUACAAGACAACGAGGAGAACAUCUGUCCAAAGUGCUCAACAGUCAUUCAUGAAACAAACCCAUUUGAGAUGUUGAGGUCAGACCAAAUGUUGGAAGAUAUUAUAUUUAAGUUGGUGCCAGGACUUCAAGAAAGAGAGAGAAGAUGCCAGGAAGAAUUCAACGCAGCCGUUCGAUCAGGGAAGAGGGAUACAAGUUCCCUUAAAAACAAGCACAAAGAAUCAGAUGACCCUCCACUAAAGAAAUGUAGAAGCUUGUCACGGAAGGAAGAUCAGUCAGAUGACUCAGACAGCAGUCACAACUUCCACAGAGAUGAUCCACAGAUUGGUGUUUGUCUGCAAUAUCUCAGAAAUUGUAUCGAUGACGAACAAGAUUUCGGUGCAACUAAAUCUGGGUGUCGUGCGGAAAACACUGAAGCAGAAAAACCAUCCGAAAGCCAAAGAGAUCAAUCAAAGUUGAAUGGUUCCAUGUGGGAACUGGUGAGAAAAUACAUCAGGUGUUCUUCGCGAACCACAAUCGGCCACAUCAAGAAAUACCUCAAACUCAAGUUGAAUCUUUCUGCUGUUGAUCAGGUUGAAGUGAUGUGUAACGGAGAGAUCAUGGGCAAAGACCACACUCUGGAGUUUGUGUUCAUGACAAGAUGGAGAGUAACGGGCAAUGCAAUUUUAACCCUGCAAUAUCGACCCAAACUGGACUUCCUAUGACGAAUGGAAUCAUAAAUAGUAAUUAUGAAUAGGUGUGAUAAAAAUGAAGAAACGGAUGUACCAGCGUAUCGCAUCACUUUCGCUUAUUUCUAGUUCCUUUGCUUACUGAGUCAUUUGUACAUCCUUUUCUCGCGCUUAUAUAUCGCAAAACCAGUUAAACUCGAGUUGACAGGGAGGGUCACGUGGAAUGCCAUUUAUAACAUCUCUUGUAUUUGAAACGAUUUUCAUCAUUGUUAGUUCCAGCUUCACCAUGAGCAUACAAAUUGUCUAUCGUCCCCUCCUUCCUUGCCAGUCCGCUGUCUUAUAUCACGCUGCAAGGGAAACCUGGAAAGGGAACAAAGCCCUGCUUCCGCGCCACAAGAUCUGUGAUGAGAUAAGAUCCCUUUUACUCUGCCAAUCGUAAUAAUGCUGAGUAGCUUGUCGUCCUAAUAGACUAACUGAAAUCGCUUUUGUAGAAUUCAGUUUUUAUAGUGUCGAAAAGUGCGAAUUCAGCUUUUAUAGUGCCAGAAAAAGGUAUUUAGGUACCAAGUGGGAGAAGUUCAAAUUAGAUAAGUAGACUUUUGAGAUAGUCGGUGUAACUACGAGUUAGGCUAAAAAUAUCUGAACAACUAAACCAGAACCUGAACCCCGGUAACUACACGAUCUAGUCGCUCUAUCUAGACUUUGAAAUUACAUUUAUACAUUUAAGAAAGAAACUCAAACUAGCCUUCCAGCAUCAUGAAUUACAUAGGUGAGAACAAGGAGAAUUUUCAGGAAUUUUAAGGAUAUUAAGUGAGAGGUAGCCAAAUUAUUGUGAUCAAAUUAACGGCGAAGUCGCGCCGGUCGGUCAUCUGCACAUGUUCACACCAUGUUAACCAAGAGUGUUUACUUGGUGUGAACAGGGUAGCCACUAAGGUAACCACGUUGCUUGUUAAAAUACUUUCUCUUUCUACUUUUGAACUUUGAAAAGUUUAUUAUUACAUAUAGUAAGUUUGUUCAAGCUGAACUUCGAGCAGUUCGGCAUCAAAACAAUUAAAAAUAUCUUUUCCGUUAACGUCUUGUUAGUUUACCAUCUUUUAGUAGUGACUGGAAAUAUUUCAUUGUUAUCUAAUUUUGUGUCUAUUUGUUUUGCCGUUCAAGUUAAGGAGGAAGACUUGGGGUAGCAUCAUGUAACUUUUCCGUGGAGAUAUUUACCUAAACUUUGUAUUUUCGACAAAAAUGUUUGUAAACUUAGGAAAGAGCAUCGUCCUCUUUAAAAGACAAUUCGUAAUUCUAUCAUUAUAUGAAGCAAAGAAAGUUGACUUGAAUAUUGUUUCUCGUUUUCCGUUCGAAAUGUGUAACUGAAGUAGGUUGCAAUUAAAUACCGGCACAUUUCGAUACUAUCAAAUAUUGUAAAUAUUGUAUACAGAAAUGUAAUGUUUGUAAGAAAAAUCUAAUCAUAAAAGUAAUAUAAAAACUUUAAUAAAUGGUUGCAGUUUUA
Molecule: messenger RNA, 4828 nt
Organism: Orbicella faveolata
Lineage: Eukaryota; Metazoa; Cnidaria; Anthozoa; Scleractinia; Merulinidae
Product: polycomb group RING finger protein 5-A-like
Molecular function (GO): metal ion binding
Source: RefSeq, a predicted model, not a curated record